Messenger RNA from Ceratitis capitata (Mediterranean fruit fly), 1609 nucleotides. Its product is annotated as solute carrier family 35 member E1 homolog. The record is from RefSeq and is a predicted model, not a curated record. Gene Ontology annotation, molecular function: antiporter activity. Gene Ontology annotation, cellular component: Golgi apparatus. The transcript is spliced from 5 exons. NCBI's taxonomy places the organism in Eukaryota, Metazoa, Arthropoda, Insecta, Diptera, Tephritidae. Bases 1 to 1167 code for a protein of 388 amino acids.
AUGCAUAACAAAAUACAAAAUGCCUCAACCAGGCAUAUCCUUACCGUACUACUAUUUUGCAUAGCUUGGUAUGUGAUCUCUUCGAGCAACAAUGUCAUCGGCAAAAUGGUAUUGAACGAAUUCCCAUUUCCAAUGACCGUGACAAUGGUGCAGUUAUGCAGCAUAGCCCUGUACAGUGGACCAUUUUUCAACCUAUGGCGUAUAAGAAAAUAUCAAAAUAUUUCAAGAGGAUAUUAUUGGCGAUUGAUUAUUCCAUUAGCUUUGGGAAAAUUUUUAGCCUCUGUCACAUCACACAUCUCCCUUUGGAAAGUGCCAGUUUCCUAUGCCCAUACUGUCAAAGCAACAAUGCCGUUAUUCACUGUAAUCUUGACACGUCUGCUGUUUCGUGAAAAGCAACCUACUUUAGUCUACCUCAGUUUGGUGCCAAUUAUAACUGGUGUUGCAAUUGCCACCUUGACUGAGAUUUCAUUCGAUAUGGUUGGUUUAAUAAGUGCGCUCAUAUCGACAAUGGGAUUUUCUUUGCAGAACAUUUUUUCCAAAAAGGUACUCAAAGAUACCGGCAUGCAUCAUUUGCGACUUUUGCACUUAUUAGGAAAAUUGGCUUUGUUUAUGUUUUUGCCCAUUUGGGUAUUUGUAGAUAGUUUUAAAGUAAUUCAACAUCCAGCUAUUACUGGUUUCGAUUAUCGUGUGAUAGCAUUGCUAUUCACUGAUGGCGUACUAAAUUGGCUGCAAAAUGUUAUAGCUUUUAAUGUGCUACAUUUAGUCACACCACUGACUUAUGCGGUUGCGAGCGCAUCAAAACGAAUUUUUGUUAUAGCUGUAUCACUAUUUAUUUUAGGAAAUCCCGUAACGUGGUUAAAUUGCGCGGGCAUGACCAUGGCCAUAUUCGGUGUAUUAUGUUAUAAUCGGGCUAAACAAGUGACCAGAGCGUCGGAGACGAUAUUACCUCUAACCCAAAAUCAUCGUAUCAAAUACGAACCCCUCAAAGGAAAUCUCGAUCCCUAUUAUCAGGGCGCAAUGACAAGUAACCCCAAUGGUUUUGCUAGCAAACGUGCUGAAAAGCAGUAUACUAAUUUAAAUCCCGUACCAACAAAUAGUUUAUUAUCGAAUGGAAAUGUGUUUCCAAAUGGUAGUACGAUGACGACGACACGUUUACUUUUUGUUUAAUUUUAAAUUGUACUUGUUUGAUAGUUCGUAAGAGACAGUAUACACGGUUAGGCAAAAUGUACUAUGUAGCUAGAUAAAUAAUAAUAAUAUUCUGUUUAUACAUAUUUAAAAAGAAAGAAAGUGCAACUAAAAAAUAUGUAUGUAAAUAUAAAUAUAAAAGGUAUUUUUCUAAAUAAUUCUGAAAAUGCAGUCUCAGGACGGGCAUUAAAUACAAAAAUAUACAUAAGUAUAUACAAUAAUAAGUAAUAAUUAACUAAUUAUGUGUAUAUAUUUAACAUAAUUUUCCCAGCGAGAUUUAUAGCAUGUAUGUAAAUAAAUAAAAUAUGAUUCAUAAACAGGGCCAAUUUGUAAGAGUUUGUACUAAGAUUACUGUUAUUUUGGUAAAAAAUAAUAAUUUUGUUUAUGUAUGUAAAAUAAAAUAAACAAGCAAUAAAACAACGUG